This is a messenger RNA of Astyanax mexicanus (Mexican tetra), 9250 nucleotides long. RefSeq names its product SMAD family member 10a (gene smad10a). Gene Ontology annotation, biological process: regulation of transcription by RNA polymerase II; anatomical structure morphogenesis; transforming growth factor beta receptor signaling pathway. Gene Ontology annotation, cellular component: heteromeric SMAD protein complex. NCBI's taxonomy places the organism in Eukaryota, Metazoa, Chordata, Actinopteri, Characiformes, Acestrorhamphidae. The coding region runs from base 419 to 2134 and encodes 571 amino acids. The record is from RefSeq and is a predicted model, not a curated record. Gene Ontology annotation, molecular function: RNA polymerase II cis-regulatory region sequence-specific DNA binding; DNA-binding transcription factor activity, RNA polymerase II-specific; I-SMAD binding. The transcript is spliced from 12 exons.
CCAGACAGACCUCAGACCGGGGUGGGCGGGGCUCGAGGCCCGAAGGCGGGUUGUGAUUGGCUGGGAGCCGCCGUUCCCUCUGAGAGCGGCGCCACGAUUGGCUGGGGUCUGAAGAGACGCUCACGCGCACCGCUUUUGUUAUUGUACAGCGAGAGAGAGAGAGAGAGAGAGAGAGAGCAAAGGGAAAAGAAAUAGCUAUAUAGACAGGGAGGAAAGAAAGAGAGGGAGAGAAAGAGAGAGACAGAAUAGGAACAGAGAGAGAGAGGGAGCAGUAGAGAAAGAGGGAGAGAGUGGGAGAGACAGAUAGAGAGAGAGACGGGGGGGGAGAAGGAUGCACGCUCGGCGCGGUUAGCACUCCUCUAUCUGCUCGGACACAGACGGAGUUUCUUUGGCAGGCUCGAGCUGAUGUAGCAGCAGGAUGUCGGUGAACCCCCCCAACAGUAAUGAUGCGUGCCUCAGCAUCGUGCACAGCCUCAUGUGCCACAGACAAGGCGGGGAGAACGAGGGCUUUGCCAAGAGGGCGAUCGAGAGCCUGGUGAAGAAACUCAAGGAGAAGAAAGAUGAGCUGGACUCUCUUAUCACUGCCAUCACCACCAAUGGAGUCCAUCCCAGCAAGUGUGUCACCAUUCAGAGGACGCUGGACGGCAGGCUGCAGGUGGCAGGGCGUAAAGGUUUCCCUCAUGUGAUCUACGCCCGCCUGUGGCGCUGGCCGGACCUCCACAAAAACGAGCUCAAGCACGUCAAAUUCUGCCAGUACGCCUUUGACCUCAAAUAUGACAACGUGUGUGUUAAUCCGUAUCACUACGAGAGGGUGGUCUCCCCGGGCAUCGUGGGUCUCAGUCUUCAGAACACAGGUCCCUCAGGCAGGCUGAUUAAGGAAGAAUACAUCCAUGACUGUAUUCAGAUGGAUGUUCCCCAGGGCUUGCCUCCCCAGCCUGAGCACCAGGGGGCGAUGAAGCUCCCUCCUCCAGAGCACUACAGCCAGCCACUGCCCCCAUUACAACUGCCUCCUGAACCAUCCCGUGGCCCCCCGCCUGUCACGCUUUACCCCAACAUGCCCCUCUCUCCCACUGCAUCUGGCCCUAUGAUGCCUAUGCAGGGUGGUCACAGUGACGGUCUUCUGCAGAUUGCGUCUCCCCAGUCUCAGGUCAUGACCCCCACGCCACCCCCCUCCACUCCAACCCACGGACCUCCUCAACCUCCAGCUCCUCCACAGCCACCUCCCAAUCAGAACGGCUACAACGGGUCCAAACACACACAGAGCCAGGGCUCUUUCCACACUACUUGGACGGGCAGCAGCACGGCCUCCUACACUCCUGUAGGACCCCAGCAAAACAACCGCGGUCACCAGCCCCCUCUUCACCACCCCCACUUCUGGUCUCAGCAUCACAGUUCACCUUCAUUUCCUCCUCCAGUCUCCAACCACCCAGGUCCAGAGUUUUGGUGCUCUAUCUCCUAUUUUGAGAUGGAUGUGCAGGUGGGGGAGAUGUUUAAGGUUCUGUCCAGCUGUCCAGUGGUGACAGUGGACGGGUAUGUGGAUCCAUCGGGAGGAGACCGCUUCUGCCUCGGCCAGCUGAGCAAUGUUCACCGCACUGAUGCCAGUGAAAGGGCCAGGUUGCACAUAGGGAAAGGCGUGCAGCUGGAGUGUCGGGGGGAAGGAGACGUGUGGAUGCGGUGUAUGAGUGACCACGCUGUGUUUGUUCAGAGUUAUUAUCUGGACAGAGAGGCAGGGAGAGCCCCAGGGGAUGCUGUGCACAAAAUCUACCCCGGAGCCUACAUCAAGGUGUUUGACCUCAGGCAGUGCCAUAGGCAGAUGCAGCAGCAGGCAGCCACGGCUCAGGCAGCCGCAGCGGCUCAGGCGGCCGCGGUGGCCGGGAACAUCCCGGGUCCAGGCAGCGUCGGGGGCAUUGCACCUGCAGUCAGUCUGUCGGCAGCUGCAGGAAUCGGUGUAGACGACCUGCGGAGGCUGUGUAUCCUGCGGUUGAGCUUCGUGAAGGGUUGGGGGCCUGACUACCCGCGGCAGAGCAUCAAACACACCCCCUGCUGGGUGGAGGUGCAUCUGCACCGUGCGCUGCAGCUGCUGGAUGAGGUUCUGCACACCAUGCCUCUUGCAGACCCUGGACCUUCCAACUGAGACGAAGGAGAGAAAAAAAACACACACACACAAACACAUACAUACACAGAUGUACACUGAGUUGCCAGUAUAUUAGAAACACCUGUCCUGUUUACGUACUCUUAUUGGCAUUAUCAGAAACACCUAUCGUAGGAGUGCGCUUUGUAGGUUUACAGUUACAGUUUUUGUUAGUCAUCCUCCAGACCUUCAUCAUUGGUCAGUUUUUGACUACAGAAUGUUUUUUCGAUAGUUGACCCACUCUCAACCUAGAACCUAGCAGAGACACUGAACUGUGUAAGAACCCCAGCAGCACCGCUGUGCCUGAUACCCUCGUACCAGCACCACGUACACUACCAUGAACUCUACAAUGUCAGUGUCUCUGCUGUGCUGAGAUCAAUCUGGUCAACAUUGGUCAAGUCUUGUUUCCUGUAUUUUAUUAAUAGGCUGACAAACUGUGCAGCAACAGAUGUGCAGAUUCUGAGAGUCUGUAACUGUACUUCUAUUAAGUGCACCUAUAUGAUUGGUUUCUGACAGUCAUGGAGUGUCGAUUGAAGGCAGGUUGGCAGUCUAAACUGGCAGUACACGGUAUAUACAGGCAGGUCGUAAAGUAUUUGGACAGUCACACAGUUGUUUGUUAUUUCUUCUCUCUACACCACCUCGGUAUAGACUUUCAACUUUGAUUUAAAGUGGUUUAAAAAUGUAAAUUUAAUUGUUAAGGAAUAGCAAUUUCUUUUACAUAGCCCCUCAUUUUCAUAGCCCCUCAGGCUCAAAAGCCUUUAAAAAAGCAAGACCAGUACUGUAACCUUUGAAUCUUUGAAUAUUUAAAUAGAUAAAAACAAAAUGAACUCUUAUUUACCUCCUAAGACCCAAACUUUUCCGUGGCAUGCAUUUUUUAUUUCUCUUUGGGCUAUUUGGGCUAAUUGGCACCUGAUUAGUGUAAAAACAAAGAAUAAUCUUUUUAUAUGAUGUAGUUCCUGAGAAAAAAUAUAUCCAGUUUUAUAUUUCAAAAUGAAGUCACAAUUAGUAAUGUUGUGCCCAGACACAGCAGCAUUUUUUUGCCUGAGUGCAAAACAAAAGUAGAAACAACAAUUGUGCCCCUUUGAGCAAUAUCGCUCAUUUGUAAUGCUGCUUCAACACAAGACAUAACAAAGUAAAUAAACAAAAACAUUUACUGUUUUUACUAUUUAUUUAAAUUUCUAAACAAAAACUAAACUGUAGCAUGUUUAACUCUUCUCUCACCACUAGGUGACAGUAUAAUGGCCUCAUAAGAGGACACCAGGCCCUUGUAGAGUAAAAUUUAGUGCUGUGGUCUAGACAACCCAAAAUGUGAUGUCCACAGGUCGUAGUAGGUUAAUGAAAGAACUAAUGAAAGUAAGUGUUCAUGUGCUGAACCAUACCACAUCUUCUGUCAAACAUGAAGUGCUGCAAGACUGAUAGGAUGUUAUGUAUAGGAGAAACUUAAUAGAAAAUAAUCAGCUUUUUCAAUUAUGACAACAGAUAAAUCCGCCACUUCAUUGUUUUUUACUUUUACUAGACAUGGAUAUACUUUAGAGUAUUUAGAGGUGAAAUGAGUUUUGAUGGGAGCCAUGAUGUCCCUUCCCACACUAAAAACUGAUUGGCUGACUCACUGACUCUUUGCAGAGAACAGGCCAAUCAGAACCAUCUCUGUUUUGCAACUUCCAGGAAACUAGUGACGUCUGAAUUAGUUUUGAGCCUAAAAAAGUGGAAGAACUGUCUGUAUUUUUUAAAUAGUUGAUGCAAUAUUGUUAUUAAACCCCUUUGAAUUGAAGUUGAAACUGCACUGAUGUGGUGCACAGACACAAAAUUAUAAAAAUUGUGUACCUGACUUUUAAACCUGACUGUAUACAUGCAAGCAAAUGUUACUCACCAUGAGAAAACAACACCACAGUUUUACAUUUUAAAACUCGCCGUAAUCCAAAAUGCAAACCUAGAACUCCUCAGUUGAGAUCCCUCAAAUUCUUGUUUUGCCAUGGAGUCGUUCUAUAAGGAUGAAAUGCAUUCUUUUGCAGUGUUGUGUUAUUUAAUGUACUUUAGCACUGCAUCACUUCAGAUCAAUGCAACGUUUCCACAGGGUUUUUAUUGCAGAUUAAGUUCAGGGAAAAUAGCUUUACUGUCCGUACACCUCUCCAAGCUUUUGCACAUCGUCUAAUGAUAGUAAUAAUACAGAGCAGACUGCAGCAGGGUUUGCAAUACUUAUAACCCUGUUCCAAAACAUUGAAUUUAUGGGAUCGAGUGGCAAAUCAUAUUAUUUGUCAGUAUGCACACCACAGACAAACACACACACAUAUUACCACACCUUACACACACUACAUGGUCUGAUAUGACUGGCAUGCAGGUGGACAUGAAGCUGCUGCUUUUUGAUCACUCAGCGCUCAGCGUUGUCAGCGUUGAGUUUGCGUCAGUUCGUCAGUCGCGUGGUAAAAACCACAGAGCUACUGUUUAUGUCAGUGACCUCAAAGCAGACCAGAGACCAGAGGACCCAACACGAGUAGUGUUAGUGAUCAAACACUGUUCAGGAACUCAGUUCAGCUCUGAAUUGAAAUUUUCUCAGAAUGGGUCAUACGGAUGAAAACAGAACAAACCUCGAAACUCUUACUGUCUCUGUGCUUGUGCUUGUGUUCCUCUGUGUGUGGAAUCCAGUUCCGCUCCCUGUGCUCAUUCUAAAGGCUGGCCGGCCAUUAGGGGUGUAAAGAUGCAACUUAUAAUGCAUCAGCCACAGUUCAGUCGCAUUGAUUUUAAAACAGUACAAUCAGUUUCAAUAAUAUUUAAAUAGGUAUUUAUCUCAGGCAAUUUUAAAACAUUUAAAUGCACUCAAAACGAGGCCAUGCUAUGUAGUACUACGUAUUAGUCAGAGGACAACCUUGAUUUAUUUUUUACUUAUUUUAUAAUUUCACAUGAAUAAGAAAAGAAAUCAAGAAAUAAGAAAUCAAGCUCCACUCUUGCUUCAGAUCUCUUCAGGUGUUUGUGUCCAUCCAUCUACUCUAAACAGAUAGCUUAUCACUGUGGGUCUGAAGGGAUGUGAUCUGAUCAAAAAGCACCUACUGAGACUAUUGAUUCGAUGAUUCGAUUGGUGAGACAUUUGAAACGUCAUAGAUGCGAAAAAAAAGCAGAUUAACUGAAAAUGAACAUCGUAAAAAUAAUAAAAGCUUAAAAAUUAAAUGUUGACUCAACAGAUACUAACUAAUGACACUUUUGAAUAGAAAUGAAAUAAAUGAAGGGACUACAUAAUUUGAUACAUUAAAAAGUUUUUUUUCUAUUGUCUAUAUCAUGCUUCUGUAAUUUAGUGUAAUAUAAAUGCCAGUCACAUUUGUGUAUUCACUUCAUUUUGAAAAAAACGAUCAAACUAAAAUUAAGAAUCUUUAACAAUUGAAAAAAGUUGAACUGAACUGAAUCAUUUUUGCAGUUACAUAUUUAUACCUCUAACUAACCGUCCAGCCACCCUCCUAGUUACACGAGCACAGCCUUCGAGCUUGUUUAUUUUCAUACCAAAAAGAAAAGAAAAAAAGAAACAAAACAAAGAAGCCGAAGUCGUUCAGCUUUAAAAUGGUGAUGUCGGUAUUUUGUGGUGAUGCAGUUUCGUGUUCGUAACCAAAUCAUUUUGCCAUGUGGUGUACGAUUUGCUAAAGCCAGAAUACCUCAUCAUAAUCUAGCAUGAACCCAAUAGAUUUACUUUAUAUGCCAAAAUAUGUCGGGUAAUCUUCAUUAUUUGCAUUCAUACACUCACCUCACGCUUUGACCAAAUCAGUACUGGGGGGUCAGAAAUGAAAGACAAGUCAUGCACCCACUGACAGAAUGCAAAUCAUCAACAUUUUGCUUAAAUCAUGUUCCUCUAUCACUCCAGUGUUUCCAGACUGCAGUCCUCUCUGGAUUGUAUGAUUUUUUAUUUAUAGCACAGAGUACAAUACUACUUCUUUAUAUAAUUAUAUAUCAGUAUUUGUUAUUUUAUAUACAGUAUUAAUACAAAUUGUAAUAAUACAAACUGCUUUAAUGAUAUCCAAAGAUUUUUCUUCAGUUAUUCUGCAAAAACCACUAUGGAAAACAAUGCAAACCACUUCAGUUAAGUUCUAAGAGUGCAAUUGUGCAGGAAUGCAAGCUUGGAACCACAUUAUGCAAUAUAGAUAUAUUCAAAAUAAUAUUGAAAUAUUAUAAAUUAGACAGUUAAAAUUAUUUUGGAUGUUUACUAAAUAUCUUAACUAUUUUAUAUCAUAUGAAUUAAAUAAUAAACAGUAUGCUGUAAUUAUCUAUAUAUGAUAUUUAACACAUUAUCUGCCUCAGGAUCUGCUUAUUAUUACUACUAUAGAUAUUAAUUUUAAAUAACUUAACUCAAACAUGUACAGAAAGAGUUUUUUCAGAUCAAACAACCUGCACCUCAGUUCUGUUUCCUUAUACACACACACAUAUAUAUAAAUCAGAUAUUGCGUUUAAAUUUUGUGGUUCAACAGAGUAAUUUAAAAAACUAACUAAUGAACUGGCCUGGACAGAAAUUAAGGCACCCCCUAGAAAAGAUUGUAAAUUAGAACAUGCAGCACAGAAAGCUAAAGAAAGAGUCUCAGGAGAUCAUAAAUCAUAAACAAACAUGUUAAACGUAAAGGCUGUAAGACUAUCUCCAACCAGCUUAAUGUUUGUGUAUCUCCAGUUGCACAUAUUAUACAGAGGUGUAAAAUCUGUAGCCAACAUUUGACAAUAACGCAUAUUGACACAGCACAAAGAUAAUUUUUUAAUGAUUCUGAUUCUGUCUGAAAGACAUAAUGUUUUUAAAAUGCAAUGCCUGAUUUAAUAUGGAAGUAAACCAAUACAUCAUACACACACAGUGUAUGAUUAUUAGUACAGACAAAUCAAAUGCUUUGUCACAUGGUGUGUUUGAGUACGGAGUUUGCUCUUCUGCCAUGAGCACGACAGAGAGCCAGACAGAUAUUCAUAAUUUCCGCAAAAUAAAUACAGCAGGCAAGGCAUUAGAAAAUAAUAAUAGUCACAGGACACUUAUGCAGGCUCCUAUCAGCAAGCAAUUCUAUACAACAAACAUUAAACCCAGGCGCAGACAUUUUCAACAAAAUAUGAUAUAGCAGGUCAAACACAGGACAACAGAGAGCUAUGACCCUCUAUCCUACUUAGUUAAUUUAAAGUUACUUUUUCAGAAUGUUAAAAAUAAAAUAAAAAGUUUUGCUUGGUCAAAACUUGCUUAAAACGGGUUACCAUAUUCAGAUAUUCAGUUACCUUUUUAUCUAAAAGUGACAAUAAAUUAAAUUGUAACUUUCCCUGGUACUAAUGAUCAAGCAUUAAUUAAAGGAUUAAGAUAAAGAAAAACAUUCAUUUACAGGACUGCAGUCAGGAAACACUGCUCCUAUAUCAUUGUGGUAAUUAUCAAUUAUUAUUGUCCCCAUAUAGAAGCUGCUGAUCACCAACAUCCCCACACCCCAUUUCCCAAGGUCUACCUUCUUUUAGAUACUAAAAUAAUACUGUAGUAUGUUUCAUCUGUAUCUGUGCUUGGUUAAUUGCCACAGAUUAAUUUUGAUGUGUCACUCAAAAACACUCUUAAACUACCCUGUCCUAUACUGUAUGUUGACCAUUGCUCUAGGGUAGGCAGCAACAGUGUUUCUAAAUUUUGUAAGUUUUUAGCUCAUUUUAGCUCAGCAAUGUUAAGAGCAGGUUCUCCUAGUCAAAAAAAAACUGCAGAAAGUAUUAGUACAGUGGAUUCAAAGUGGCUAAACUGACUAAUUAGAAGGGAUGUAUGCUUUUGGGCAUAUAAGGUAUUUUACCAUUCUUUUUUAGUAUAAUAAUCUUUUAUAAUAAUAUUUUUUGUGCCUUUCCCGGUCCCCCUCUAUGUAUCAUCCAACAAUUAUGUGUUCACAUAUAAUGACUUUGUGGGUGUAAAUGGUUUAAUUAGUGUGAUGAAGAAACCCCCCAGUAUGGAAUGUAACUACUUCAAUUCUGCACCAGUUAUUAAAAGCUUUCAGGUUUCAUUUGAGGAAAAAAGGUCCCUUGUAAUCGACCGGUUGUAAUUGGAUAAUGCAAAUGAUGCUGUUUCCUAGUUUUUUUCUGCAGGGUGGAUCAUGCUGGCUCAGGUCACAUAGAGAAUUACAAGCCUUUAAAUACAGCUACACUAUUUAUGCAUUCUGCCUUCUGUUUUUUCUUGUUGAGCGUUCUUUAGCACACAUUGGUUUUAGAUGUCAGGUAUUGCUCAUUGUCUAGUGAGUGCCUUUGUGCCGCUGUGUGUUGCACUGGGGAUGAAACCUAUGGUUAAAACCUGUACUUUAAAUUCACACUACAAAGGCAAAGUAUGCUUGCAUUUUUAUGUGCAAUUAGUGAUGAAUAUUUUGUUUUAUUUCUCUAAGCUUGAAGUCUGUUCCAUGACACCAAUCCAUUCAGCUCCGCUUUAACCUGUACAUAACGUUUAAUACAAAAACCAUCAGUGUAUUAACAUGUAAUUUAGUAAUUUUAAGCUAAAAGGCAUCUAUUAUGAAAUAGAAAUAGACUAGAAUUCAAUUUUGGUACUGCAUAGCUUGCUUAUUGCUGUAACUCAAAAACAACACUGGGUCAAACCCAUCAAUUAAUUAGUGAUAUAUUAGCGAGUAGGCUGAUCUGUUAUUGUCCAGUUUGUUUUGCCUUAAAAAAAUGAUUAAAUACAGUAAAAUCUACUGCAACUGUUGCCAUUAAGUGAACGUAUGUUUAUUUGUAACACUGUAGAGGUCACCUCAUUCACUCAGACUUAGUCUAUUCUGCACCAGUUAUCCUAGAUUAGAUUUGGUGUUUUGUUGUAUCUGAGGAAGGAGAAUUUCCUUUAGUCAAUUAGUCACUGCUCAGAAGAUUAAAGCCUUCUUCAAACUAAAAAUGUCUACCCCCCUCUGCAACGCACGCUGUAUAAGGUUUGUAACAUGAUGAAAUUAUGUGCGUCAGUAACAUGACAAUCAUUCAAAUGGAAAAUCUGAAUCUAAAGCAUUCCAUGUAUUCUUACGAGUAUUUAUCAGUAUGUUAUCUGGCGUGGAAAAAAUGACUAUUUUAUUGAUAUUGUUAUUUCAAUUAUUGUUGUAAUUAUAAUUAUUUUAUUGUUCAAGGACGUUCUGCUCCUGUAUGUUAACUGUACACCAAAGUUAAGUAAAAACAACAUUUUGAUACAAA